This is a messenger RNA of Lindgomyces ingoldianus, 996 nucleotides long. RefSeq lists its product as uncharacterized. Bases 1 to 996 code for a protein of 331 amino acids. NCBI's taxonomy places the organism in Eukaryota, Fungi, Ascomycota, Dothideomycetes, Pleosporales, Lindgomycetaceae. The transcript has a single exon. The record is from RefSeq and is a predicted model, not a curated record.
AUGCUUUCCUCAAAUCUCAUUAGCAUUGCGUUCGCUCUUUUGGCAGGAGUACAGGCCAUUCCUAUGCCUCAGGACUCUUCUCUCCCUCCUACCGCACUCCCUCCUCCCCCCGUACAGUCUAUUCCAGUAUUUACUGGAGGACCGUCAGCAGCUCCGCCGCCAUUGUCAAUCCCCACCGAGGAACCAACUUCAGUUUUCAUACCAGUCGGCUCAACCCCACCUUCCAUUGCCGACCCUUCCACGCCUGCCUUCACAGCGUUACCGUCGCUAUUCACAACCCCUGUAUUCGACCCAUCAACAAUUGCUGUUGUUGAGCCGUCACAGAUUGUCUCUUCGAUUUUAAUAUUUACACCGUCAACCCCGAUCGCGGUAACUACUCCGAUUACAGUGCCUGAAACCUCUAUCCUCAUAUCGCCUGUAUUCAAUCCGUCGACACCUCCUAUCGUUGAGCCUUCAGCUCCAGUUUUUUCAGCAGAACCCUCGUUGCUCAAUUCGAUCGUUGAUCCAUCGGUUCCCACCCUUGAGCCCCAAGCAGAGUCCACUCCAGUUGUCAUUUUACCAUCAUUCACUCCUAUUGUGGGACCUUCAACUCCAGUGAUUGUCUUACCUUCCUUCACAUCUAUUGUGGAGCCAUCAACCCCGGUAGUUGUUCUUCCAUCCUUCACUCCUAUUGUGGAACCCUCAACUCCAGUGGUUAUCCUACAGCCCUCUACUCUUACCGUAGAGCCAUCCUCUGUAGUCGUUGUCGUACCGUCAUUUACGCCAAUUGUAGAGCCUACACUCUCUAUCGUCGAUCCCUCAUCCGCUCUAGUCAUUCCACCCUUUACCCCAAUCAUCGACCCAUCGUCUGCCCCCAUUGCGUUGCCCUCUUUCGCGCCCACUGUGGACCCCUCGUCGGCCCCAAUUGUGGUGCCUACCUUUGUCUCAAUUCCUGUGGAGGCCACAUCCGUCAUUUUGCCUAAGUCUACUGUUAUUCCAAGCUUUUUUAGAGCAUAG